Molecule: messenger RNA, 3392 nt
Organism: Paralichthys olivaceus (Japanese flounder)
Lineage: Eukaryota; Metazoa; Chordata; Actinopteri; Pleuronectiformes; Paralichthyidae
Gene: ctnnbip1
Product: catenin, beta interacting protein 1
Biological process (GO): negative regulation of Wnt signaling pathway
Cellular component (GO): cytosol; beta-catenin destruction complex; nucleus
Molecular function (GO): beta-catenin binding
Source: RefSeq, a predicted model, not a curated record
GGCGCCCCUGGAGGUCCGCAGCGGUACUGCUCAGCCAUCAGGACUCCGGCUGCGUUGAGUCAGUCCGCCGUAGCUGCGCCGACUGGAGGGAUGUGACCCCGGAACAGGACGCCCUCCUACAACAACACACCAUUCAAACAGAGCACAGAAGAAAGAAAAGCUGGACCAGGAGGGGUAAGCUUCGUCUGUGUUGCCUUUCCUGUCGAGCUUCCCCGCGUCAGGGGCUUUUUCUGAGCGAGCCACAGGAGCAGGGGGGAUGAACCGCGAGGAGGCCCCGGGGAAGUCUCCUGAAGACAUGUACAUCCAACAGAAAGUGCGGGUCCUGCUCAUGCUUAAGAAAAUGGGAUCAAAUCUCACGCCAAGUGAAGAGGCUUUUCUCCGAAAUUACGCAGGUGUGGUCCACAGUCAGAUGAGCCAGCUACCACAGCACAACAUAGACCAGGGUGCUGAGGAUGUGGUAAUGGCGUUCUCGCGGUCAGAGACGGAAGAUCGGCGACAGUGACCCUGGGCCUCAUCCUGCCCCGCUGCAUCCCGUCCCAGACCCGUCCCGCCCCGCACACGACCCACAACAACCCAAACUCUGCAAGCAAGACGCUGAUGAGCUCAGGGGAGGAGGGGCACAGGGGGAAGGGACAGAAGAAGAGGGGAAGAGAGGCCGGGAGGUGGCGGCUGCCUUGCUUCCCCCCCACUUCUUUUCCAUCCCGUAUCCUCCUCACACAGGCUGGCACAGCGUUACCUGAGAUGCACUCAAGUGGGUCCCUGUGGGCUGAAGCCUUGAGAGUCAGUGAAAACACUCACAGAUUGUGUGGAUGAAUAUCAGUUGUAGUUUAGUUUUUUUCUUGUGAUGGGGGGGUUGUUUUGUUUUGUAUUAUCUUGUUUAUGUUGAGAUGUUGGGCAGUGUUACGUGUUUUUCCUGCUCUGGUCACCGGAGGAACUGACCAGUCAGCAGCAGAUUGGAGCAAAGAGAAAUAUAGUUGUGGUCAAGUAGAGCAGCGGGUGUGAGGAGUGGUCAUGUUAGGGGAGAGAUUUUAAUUAUUUCUGCUUACCCCAAAGGGGCCGGAAUUGUUUUUGAUUUUAGCUGUUGUGUUAUAAAGGCUUUUGUAUUUUGUCACACCUGAGGCCUCAUUUAUAAACAUGUGCUCAUUAAAAAGAGUGAGGAUGCAUUCGCUAUUUAGCACGCAGAGGUUUAGAGAUACAGGUGUCCGCUCCUCUGCUGGAACCUGCAUGCAGAAGGCCUGAAUUAAGAAACAUUUAAUAUGUAUUUUAUAACUCACUAAAAUGUUUUUGUAAGCAGAUAUUAGAUUUGUUAGUGGAUUUGUCACAAUUCUAACUCCUCAUUAGCGGAGGCUGCUUUAUAAACAGAUAAUGAAUGAGAAUAUAGUAAAACACAGUUGAAAUAAUAUAAAAUAUGUCCUCAUAGGAGAAGUUAUGAUUGUGACCAAAACUCUGGAUAAUAAUCAAAAUAAUCUUUUUAUCUGCUUACACAGACAUUAUGGUGUUUUCUCUAAAUAAUUGAGUAAAUGUUUCAAUUCAUACCCAUAAAUCUGUGACUGGGAAAGUAAAGUGUUACCAUAAAAUCUAAUGCAUCAAUAACUCUUCUCAGACAAUUGUUUUCACGUAAUGUUAAAUUACAGCCUGUUUUUCAAGUGUGAAGCGACGGGUAAUCACUUUAUUUCACAAUCAGUGAGUGGAGCUGCGGUGAAAUCAUUUUUACUUUACCAACUGAUAUUUUCAAUUCCUAAUCAUUUGGUUUUCUGGUCCCACAGUGCUUAUAUCAAAAACAAGCAGCAUUUUAGACUCUUGAUAUAUGUGUGGAGCGUACGCAGGUUCAUAAAUGAGGCCCCGCUCGUUCUUCUGCUGCUUAUAUUUUUGAACCAGAGGCUCUCGAGGGUGCAGCAACACUUUUCUCUAAAGGAGAGCGUCAAGAUUUAAAGACACUAGCAGACAUAAUCAUGCGAAACACAUGUACACAUUCUCCCCAAACAAACACUGGUUUUGUUUCGGGUUAUUGUGACAUGUUAAACCUUUUUUUUUUAUUGUACAGAUAGUUGGGAAAAUACAAUAAUGAUUUGAUUGUGCCAAUUGUAUUUUUGUUGUUUUUUAUCUGCAAGAUAAAAAUUAACAUAUUGAUUAAGAAAACUGAUAAAGAGACAGUGUCGUAGUUGUAAUUUAUUGUUUGCUGAAUUGAUUCCCUGUUUCACGGACGCGUCAUUAAAGAUGGAGAACCAGUAGAUAGUUAAAGCCUAACACAAGUCGCUCUUUGAAUAUCAUCAGCAGUGGUUCUUUGUUCACACUAAAAUCAUACAAACUCUAAUUUUUAAACUACCUGUAACUAAACACGUGAUGCCAAACAUAAGAACUGUGUGCUAUCUCUGACUGUACUGUAUCUCUUGCACUAUUAUCAAUGAGAUAUUUGCAAAAAAUACAUUUUGAUAUUUAGCACAGAGAUUCUAUGUUUGGUUCAACAGAUAAAAGAAAAGUUUGUAAACCAUGUUUUUAUUCAUUUGGUGAUUAUAAAAAAAUCUCAACUGGAAAAUAACUCAAAUGAAUAUUUGUUAACAGCCAACAUGUUUUUCUAGUGACAUGCUAAAUAUUUAAUGUGUUUAAGUACAGUUUGUUAACUUGUAUAACUUAAAAUAAUCGUAACGUUUUAAAGCCAAGCAUGUCUGCCUCCUGGUUUCUAAUGUUCAUUCAAGCAGAGCCAAGGAUCUUUGAAGCCUGGUGCCGAUGACCAUUGUUUGUACAUUCUUGGCGUUUGUGGAAGCAACUAGCUCUUUUAAAAAAAUGUUUCAGAAAAAAAUGAUAAUUUUUUUUGUAAAUGUUAUCCGUUACAUCGUGUCAGCAAUAACUUCUAUUUGAAUGUCCUCAACAAUCAUCGCAAUGUAAACGGCCAACAGAUCCGUCACGCUGUCCGCCUAUGACAAAGAAAUUUGUCCUUUGAUGUUUACUUUUAUUUUGAAGCAUUCUUUAUUUGUCUAUGCAUUGAUUGUUUUUCUCUAAAAUGUGUCUUACUGUACAUUUUACCUAUCAGGGUUGUUCUGCAGCCUUCAUUCAAGCGUGUGUGUGUGUGUGUGUGUGUGUGUGUGUGUGUGUGUGUGUGUGCGUGCGUGCGUGUGCGUGCAUGUGUGUGUGUGUGUGUGUGUGAGAUUGACAUUGAACCUGCUACCAGUUUUGAUUUUCAGCAUGCUGUUGUCGAUGUAUCUUUUUACUGUGAUGACCUGAUGUUGCCUAAUUGUCCUUUUUUAUUUUUUUUUCUUGCCUUUGUAUUUUAUUUUUCGCUCAGUCGACUUCGAUUAGUUGUUCUUUUUUGUAUGGCUGCUGACCAUGUCUUGACUUAAUGCUUCCAAAUCCUAUACCAACUGAACCAUUAAAGAAAUUUUAAACAGUGAAAA